ACUCGACAGACCGCCAUCUUUCUUUAUAGCAAGUUAGUAGGGCAAAACAAUAACCACUUUCGAAUGAUUAUUUCUCUAAAACAGGCCCGCUGAAGCAACUCCAUUUGGUCAGUUAUUAUCAAUAACACGUUUAAAGAGGUGCAGGUGGAACGGACUUCCAGAUAUUGUACACAUAUCAGCCAUAAGACACAUCACUUUGGUGUAAGCGUUCGACUAGUGGAGGUGGUCAACAUGGGCCGCUCUCGGAGCCGCAGCUCGUCUCGGUCCAAACACUCCAAAAGCAGCAAGCACAGUAAGAAACGGAGCCGGUCUCGGUCGCGGUCCAGAGACAGGGAGAGGUCAAAGAAACGGUCCAAGUCCCGAGAAUCGAAAAGAAGCCGGCGCAGAGAAUCUCGUUCCCGGUCUCGAUCCACCACAACUUCGUCCCGCAGAGAAAGAGCAGCUUCGCCACCGGAGCGCAUCGACAUCUUCGGCAGGACACUGAGCAAGAGAAAUGCCCUGGACGAGAAGCAGAGGAAAGAAGAGGAGGAAAGAAAGGCAGAGAUGGAGAGACAAAGGAAAAUUCGGCAGCAGGAGAUCGAGGAGAAGCUGAUCGAGGAGGAGACGGCGCGGCGAGUGGAGGAGCUGGUGGCCAAGCGGGUCGAGGAGGAGCUGGAGAAGAGGAAGGACGAGAUCGAGAGGGAGGUGCUGCGGCGCGUCGAGGAGGCGAAGCGCAUCAUGGAGCGGCAGCUUCUAGAGGAGCUGGAGAGGCAGCGGCAGGCCGAGCUGGCGGCGCAGAAGGCCAGAGAGGAGGAAGAAAAAUCUAAGCGGGAGGAGCUGGAAAAAAUCCUGGAGGAGAAUAACCGCAAGAUCGCCGAGGCUCAGGCCAAGCUGGCUGAGGAGCAGUUGCGUAUUGUUGAGGAGCAGAGAAAGAUUCACGAGGAGCGCAUGAAGCUGGAGCAGGACCGUCAGAGGCAGCAGAAGGAGGAGCAGAAAAUGAUCCUCGGCAAGGGCAAGUCCAGGCCCAAGCUCUCCUUCUCCCUCAAGGCUACCGAAUGAGACUGCUCCCCCUCCAUCCACACGUCCUGCUCUGCCUUCACACCCCCCCCAAUCCAGCUCUCCCUCCUUCAUCGUUGACCCCCCCCCUCUCCCGUCCUCUAUGGAACGCUCGCUUCGUUUUGGAAGUGCUGAAGGAAGGCCAAGUCAAAGGGACGCACACCAGUGUGUUAACUUUACUCGCCCCCCCCCCCCUGUGAAGGCCCUUGUCCCUUUCUGGCUUUGAAGAGGAGGCAGCUCUUCGCCCUCAAAGGACCUGACUGCUCCCUCCAUCCUUCUCAUCCCUACCGCACAGAUGACUUGUUUGCUUUUUUUUUUUUUUUCCCCUCUCUCGGUUUUAUUUUAAUUUUUAGGGAACUUGAACUUUUGAUGUAGAAUGCUAUAACAUGUCCUUCACCCCCCCCCCCCCCCCCAAGUCUUAACUCUGGUGUAACGGCGAGCGACUGUGCACCUGUGCUCUUCUUACAUGUCUUUACAGCCAGCAAACUACAAUAGAUCGCCCAGUCCCCUGAUAUAGAAGAGUUAUUGUCUAGUUUGUCUUGUUCAGCUUACUGUAAAAGCUCAUGUGCAGCCUGGGAGUUGUCAUGUGGUUUUCCUGUUCUUAUUUCUUUUUGUUAUUAUUAUUAUUAUUAUUUUUUUUUAUACUAAGGUUCCUAAAGAUGGCUGACGCCGUGGUAACAAAUCACAGCACAGCCUUUUAAAAGCACACUUCACUUCCCCAUCCAGCCGACAGGUUCGUCGUGUCUUCCACCUUACUUCCUGUGCCCGUUUCGCUCUCUGCUCACCAUGUAAAAUCUCCAGCUCCUUUUUGGAUUUUCGCUUCAUCUCUGUCUCUGUCGUGGACGCCAUACGUGAUUUGUUCCCACGUGACAUUAGAAACACGGUGUCCAGAGAGCUUCUGCAGGUUUUGAAGUGGCUGCAGUGCGAGCGAUCUCAGCCUUCGACUUCCCAAGCUGCACAUGACCCCCCCCCCCCCCGAACCACAAACCCCUCAACAGGAUACGUGUCUCGUCUACGCGAUAAGGGGGGGGGCUUGUGGGUAAAUGGACGACAGAGGACUUUUCCUGUAUGAUGUAAUGUUAUUAGCCUUGCUGUGAUGUGCUGACUCCCACUACUCCCCCCUCCUCCCGGCUCUCCCAAGUUAAGAUUGUGUUAUGAAAUUGAUCCACAGUUACACAACAACAAAAAAAAAUAACAACAAAAAACAAAAAAACAAAAAAAAAGUUACAGUAAAAGGUAAAAACUUGAGCUUUGUUUUAUCAGACUCUUUGGAAAGACGGCGAAUUGCACGAAAAACUCCCCGACCACAUACUUGAUGUUCUGUCCCUGAGGUUUUUUUUGUUGUAGUAAAGUGACUUGGCAAUGCGCCUCACUUGGUAAGUCUUGAUUCGUAGUGGAUGGACAAGUUCAGGUAAGAUUAAGGUUUGAGGUUAGUGUGAGUGUGUGCGAGUGAAUGAGCAGGUGUGUGUGUGUGCGUGGUUGUGACUUGACACUGACCUCAGGUGGGUAUGAUGACUUUUUUUUUUUUUUUUGUUCUGUUGUGGGAUUUUGAAUUUGUCAUGUAAUUUUCCCCAGUUGUCAAGGGACUGAACAGAUCAGUAAAUCCAUUGAAUGCC
Molecule: messenger RNA, 2651 nt
Organism: Toxotes jaculatrix (banded archerfish)
Lineage: Eukaryota; Metazoa; Chordata; Actinopteri; Toxotidae
Gene: arglu1a
Product: arginine and glutamate rich 1a
Exons: 4
Coding region: 232-1038 (268 amino acids)
Cellular component (GO): nucleoplasm; mitochondrion
Molecular function (GO): cadherin binding
Source: RefSeq, a predicted model, not a curated record